GAGGCAUGUUUGGUCCGCAAUAGUGGGCGGGGCUAAAUCGCCUUGCAAACAGGACCAAAAAACAGGUUGGGGCUUCUCGUGUCAAGUAUUUUUAUUGUGUGUGGCUCUUUUCUGUCAUGGAGUCGCUGGAGAAACGCGGUCGUUCUCUGUCCCUGACGUGCUGCUUGUGUAUGUUUCUUCUCCAGCCUCAGGCGGCUUGGACGGGAGACUGUCCUGCUGAUGGACGCACCUGGGUGCCCUUUAAAGACAGAUGUUACCACUUUGUCCAUGGAGAAGAAGACAAACUCAAAGUGUAUAAUUAUGAGAAUGCCAAAAGCCUCUGCCUAAACUCUGAGCUGCUGUCCAUCCAGAGUGCCGAAGAGAAUGACUUUGUGGUUAAAUAUAGUCCUGAGGUGUGGAAAGGCGAAGUCAAUGUGUGGCUGGGAAUGUAUUACGAUACAAACAUUGAAGACAUGAAGUGGUUUGACGAGGAACCGGUGAAGUUCACCAACUGGGAAGCGGGCUCGUCCCCAUUGGACUUCGUGCCCCUGGAUACCUGUGUGGCUGUGCACAGUGAUACGGGGAAGUGGGAACGUGUCAGCUGCUUGGAUGAUCUGGAGAACGGAGUGGUCUGUGAGACGGCUCAGAUAACUCACAGGUUGUCUUGCUUGUUUUUUUCAGAAGCAGAGGAAGCCAAACAAAAACCCAGCGGAUUGCUGUCAGCGCUGGUCAUUCUCAGCGUAAUCGCCAUCAUGGCCGUCUCCGCCGUCGUUUGGUUCCUGCACCAAAAGCAACAUCCGGGCUCCUCCGUCGUCACAGGUUUCGAGUACCACCCGCCGUUCAGAGCCCCCGACGGCGACCGCUCCUGCCUGGUGGAGGCUGAGGAGUUAGACAGCGGCCCGUAAGAGGAAGUUCAACUCCAUCCACACUCAGCGUGGUAACACCAGUGCCAAAUGUUUUGACUCGGAAUGUUAAGAUGUCACCAUUUCAAAGUCGAGUAGCAUCUACACUAACAAGCAUUCAUCUACAUUUCAUCUGAGUGGCAUUUGAUUAUAUGUAUUCAUCAGGCAUUCAUUUAGGUAGGAUCUAAACUUUGGUUGAGGUCAUUUUCAGUAUUAAGCAUUUUUUACUCUCAUAAAGUUGAGGAUGCAGAUUACAAAAGAACAUCUAAUAAGCCAAAUCAGGGGUGGGCAACCUUUUUUAGUUUGUAUAAAGUCCUUGUGAAGUGAAAAUAAAUGUUUUCAUUUUGACACACCACCUAAGAGUGUUGCUAACCAUGGCAAAUUUGAAUGAUAAAAAAAAUUGCGAAGUAUGUAAAAUGAGGCUUCAAAAUCGUGAAAAAUCCGUUGUCGCUGCUGUCACAUGCGUGUCCGCUGAAUGCACGAAACCACACCUAGCUGAAGAGUAGAUGCUACUUCAUCUCGCGGCUUUCUUAUGCCUACACGUCCAUCCAUACAUGUUUGAGCCAUGAAAAUAUAUCCACUUAAAGCCUCCGGUGGCUGCAAUAAAUCCCACUUUCCUCGCCACAACGAGAGGCGCUAGCCACCGGUUAGCUGGCAAUCUAACUACGUCACUGGCCAGCUCAAGUUCUAAUAUAGGGCAAGGGGCUCCUCAUGUCGGAAGGCCAAGUGCGGCAAAACAAUCCGGAAAGCUGAAAUGGCGGAAAAGAUUUUUUGCACUAUAUCUCCACAAUGAAAUUGCGAUGUUAUGUCGUCACUAUCUGAUAGUGGAGCUAAGAGACUGUCUGCUUGUGAUCCGCUGCAUUGGUCUCCCCUUCUUUUUCUUCAUCAAUGCCGCGCUUCACAAUGUCAACAAUCAAUACAAAGUUGGUUGUCCUAGUUUCCUGCUCUUCCUCUUGAAUGCGGGGGUCUUAGUACGACACCGUUCUGUCUUUUCACGUUUUCAGCAAUUAUCUUCAAACAUGUAUAAUGUAUAUGGAAACAAAUCUCUAAAUUCACACUUGACAUGGGUUUUUGGGAAAACUAUGUGUCUGUGGAUGAAUGUUUUGGGGGCUUUUUUUUUAAUCACAGCUCUGUGGUUUUACUUGUUUUAAGAAUUGCAUAAGUGCUCUGGGCCCAACGAGUGUAGGGUUCCCCACCCCAAAGCUAAAUCUUUGUCUAAAGAAAGGCUCACAACUCGUUUGGAUUUUGAAAUUACAACAUCCUUUCUUACUGUCUCUAAUAUGAGAUUUUUGUUAGAAACUACGACUCUUUUUAACUCUCUUAACCCUGACCAAAUAUCAGAGUUUUUUUCUCAGCAUUCGUCCACCUUACAAGAACACGAGUGGCCUUUCAUUUGUGAAUAGUUGAUGUGACUUCUUUAUAAAAGUGUGAAUGUUGCCAAUGAGGUGCAUCCAAACCAUUGCUAAAGCUCAUUACGUAUUGUUACAGUGAUGCCCUGAAUUUUCUACUUUAGGCCAAUACAGUGUUGCUAUAUGUGUUGCUCAACCAAAUGACUGCUUAUGUUUGCACAAUAAUCAAACUGUCUUUCAUCUACCCUGUUUGUGCUCCUGAAUCAACAGAUCAAAAAUGAAUUUUGUGCAAUGAAAAGGUUGGAUCAGUUUUUUUCUUUUCUUUUCUUUUUAUUGUUUUCUCCCCCCGCCCCCCCUCUCCAUUUCAGCAUAGAAAUGCAAGCCAGUACUGUAGGUAGAAAUGUGCUCUGUGAUCAGAAUAUUUCAGAAUUGUGACUUGCUUCCAUAUGAUGCUUCUGUGCAAUAUAUUUUAACAUGGAUCUAGUACAAUCUGAGCCCUGCUCCUCGAUAAUAAAGUAACACUGUUACAAGGA
This is a messenger RNA of Phyllopteryx taeniolatus (common seadragon), 2763 nucleotides long. RefSeq names its product CD302 molecule (gene cd302). Gene Ontology annotation, molecular function: signaling receptor activity. The transcript has 6 exons. The coding region runs from base 117 to 884 and encodes 255 amino acids. Lineage: Eukaryota; Metazoa; Chordata; Actinopteri; Syngnathiformes; Syngnathidae. The record is from RefSeq and is a predicted model, not a curated record.